This is a messenger RNA of Orcinus orca (killer whale), 1134 nucleotides long. It is a transcript of the gene PNPLA5, whose product is annotated as patatin like phospholipase domain containing 5. Gene Ontology annotation, cellular component: lipid droplet; cytoplasm; membrane. Lineage: Eukaryota; Metazoa; Chordata; Mammalia; Artiodactyla; Delphinidae. The record is from RefSeq and is a predicted model, not a curated record. Gene Ontology annotation, biological process: triglyceride catabolic process; lipid homeostasis. Gene Ontology annotation, molecular function: triacylglycerol lipase activity.
AUGCGCAGCCCUGCUGAGCCCGGCCUUCCACCCCGACCCGCCCGCAUUCCGCUCAGGGCCCACGGCCCUGUUGCCUCUAGACUUAGUCAGGACCUGCUGUGCCCAGGCUCCAUGCUGGGCAUUGGGCACGUGGAAGGGAACCGGUGGAGGCCCCAGACCUGGGUCCACACUAUGCAAGCCUGUGAUGGAGAGCAGGUUCUGAACAAUCGUGUUGCCACUGACUUUUUUCCCCGGGCCUUGGUCUGCACCUUAUCCUUCCCUUUCUACUGUGGGAUGAUUCCCCCCGAGUUCAGAGGGGAGCACGACAUCGACGGCGCUCUGAGCAACAACUUGCCCUUUGUGGACUCCCCCUCCACCAUCACCGUGUCUCCCUUCCACGGGACAGUGGACAUCUGCCCCCAGAGCAGCUUGGCCAGCAUGCAUGAGCUGAACGCCUUCAAUGCCACCUUCCAGAUCUGCACCAAGAACUUCUUCCCGGGGGUCACUUCCAGCCCCGAGGUAGUGACCGACAACUGCAGACAAGGCUACCUGGACGCCCUGAGGUUCCUGGAGAGAUGUGGAAUCACACAUGACUCACCAGUGCUGUGGACGUUGGUAUCUAAGGAGCCCCCAGCCCCAACGGAUGGGACCCGGGAUGCUGACUGUGACAGGCCAGUGCCCAAUGUGCUGGUCAGGGAUGUGCUCGACUUUGAGCAGCUCUCCCCGGAGCUGGAGGCAGCACUGAGGAAAGCCUGUCUGAGGGACCCCCGCACCAGGGCUUCCUUCUGCCAGGCGGGCCCUGGGUGGGCGCUAAUACCUUGCACACGGCCCUUUGAGUAUGUCUACUUCCAGAGCAGAAGGGUGGUGGCGUGGCUGCCCGACAUGACGGCCGACCUGCGGUGGAUGCGGGGCUGGCUGAGGAACUUGGUCCUCAAAGUCUAUUCCAGGAUGAAGGACCAGCUCCUCGGGCGAGGCAGACGGCCUGAGCUCACGGAGGACGAGUGGAUCUCCCUGCUCUGCCAGGUCCCCACCGGUCCUUCUGCCAUCCUUCCAGACAUCUCCACGGGCCCUCUACUGGUCACCAGCCCCCUCCAGCCUGAGGCUGCUCCUCCCAAGGACCUGGCCAAGGAGCCCAGACCCGCCCAUCAGGCCUGA